Cariama cristata (Red-legged seriema) is the source of this 514-nucleotide messenger RNA. RefSeq names its product protein lin-9 homolog. NCBI's taxonomy places the organism in Eukaryota, Metazoa, Chordata, Aves, Cariamiformes, Cariamidae. The record is from RefSeq and is a predicted model, not a curated record. Gene Ontology annotation, cellular component: nucleoplasm; transcription repressor complex. The transcript is spliced from 4 exons. The annotation marks the transcript as partial. Gene Ontology annotation, molecular function: DNA binding. Gene Ontology annotation, biological process: regulation of cell cycle; DNA-templated transcription; regulation of transcription by RNA polymerase II.
GUGUUCCUCUGCAUUCUUUGAGGAAGAGAGAUCAGCGUUAAAACAGAAACGGCAGAAAAUAAGACUUUUGCAGCAGCGCAAAGUUGCAGAUAUUUCACAGUUCAAAGAUCUUCCAGAAGAAAUUCCAUUACCGCUUGUAAUAGGAACAAAAGUUACAGCACGUUUGCGAGGAGUCCAUGAUGGACUAUUCACUGGACAAAUAGACGCUGUAGACACUCUUAAUGCUACAUACAGAGUGACUUUUGACAGGGCAGGUCUUGGAACACACACAGUCCCAGAUUAUGAAGUUCUUAGUAACGAGCCUCAUGAAACCAUGCCAAUUGCUGCCUUUGGACAGAAACAACGGCCUUCAAGGUUCUUUAUGACCCCUCCCCGAUUGCCUUAUACAUCUCCACUCCAGUCUUCAAUUACAGACAGUGAUCGUUUAUUAGGACAAUCUUCGUGGAAAACCAAAAUUUCAGGCACAGAUAGUGAAACACUAGGAGGCUUUCCAGUAGAAUUUCUCAUUCAAGUG